AUGCAUCAACCAUUGAUUGAACCGGAGGGAGGAAUGGAGGAGGCAUCAUCAAAACCUUUGUGGGUCAAGAUUCCUGUGUGGAGGACCAUGGCCUGGGAAGCAUACAAAAGCAAACCAAUCUCUCAUUGGAUUCUUCUGCUUCUAAGCAGUGGAGCAAUGCUUGUGGCAUUCCCAGCUUCUAGCCUCUUGUCUCGUGUCUAUUUUGCCAACGGGGGCAAGAGCAAAUGGAUCAUUUCAUGGGUGGCCGUUGCAGGGUGGCCUCUGGCUGUGUUAAUGUUAAUUCCUACGUACUUCUUUUGUGGAAUCUUUCCCACUCCUCUGAACUUAAAAAUCACUCUAUCUUAUAUUGUGUUGGGCUUCUUAAGUGCUGCUGACAAUCUCAUGUAUGCAUAUGCUUAUGCCUACCUGCCGGCGUCAACUGCUUCUCUUUUGGCAUCAUCAUCUUUGGUGUUUUCUGCCCUAUUUGGAUAUUUUAUUGUGAAGAACAAAAUCAAUGCCUCAGUGGUAAAUGCUAUUGUAAUCAUCAGCGCUGCUAUGACGAUAAUUGCUUUGGAUUCGAAUUCAGAUAGGUACAGUUAUAUUACUGAGAGCCAAUACAUCGUGGGAUUCAUAUGGGAUAUUCUGGGAUCUGCUCUCCAUGGGCUCAUAUUUGCUCUUUCAGAGUUAGUUUUUGAUAAAUUACUAGGGAGAAGAUCUUUCCAUGUUGUUUUGGAGCAACAAGUCAUGGUUUCCCUCUUUGCUUUUGUGUUCACCACGAUUGGGCUCAUUGUGAACAACGAUUUCGAAGGGAUGAGCUCUGAGGCAGAAACUUUNAACCCUCAGACCUGA
Ilex paraguariensis (yerba mate) is the source of this 828-nucleotide messenger RNA. NCBI's taxonomy places the organism in Eukaryota, Viridiplantae, Streptophyta, Magnoliopsida, Aquifoliales, Aquifoliaceae. The record is from the annotation of a GenBank genome assembly.